GGGACUCUCAUCAUCUACCAAGCCUACAGCUCCAAGAAAAUAGACAAAAGAAAUCAGUUGAGGAUUGAAAGAUUUUUAGAAGAUUACAUAGCUCAGAAGCCAAGCAGAUAUUCCUAUGCUGAUAUUAAGAGGAUAACAAAUCAAUUCAAGGACAAGUUGGGGCAAGGGGCCUAUGGAACAGUUUUUAAAGGAAUGCUUUCCUCUGAAUUGCUUGUUGCUGUGAAAAUCCUCAACAAUUCAAAUGAAAAUAAUGGAGACCAUUUUACAAAUGAAAUGGGAACAAUGGGUCGCGUGCACCAUGUCAAUGUGGUUCGCUUGGUUGGCUUUUGUGCUGAUGGGUUUAUACGAGCUCUUGUGUAUGAAUUCUUACCAAAUGGCUCAUUACAAAACUUUUUAUCAUCAGCAGAUAAUAAAAGUUCUUUCCUUGGUUGGGAUAAGUUGCAAGAUAUUGCUUUAGGUAUAGCCAAAGGCAUUGAGUAUCUUCACCAAGGGUGUGACCACCGAAUCCUCCAUUUCGACAUCAAACCCCAUAACAUUUUGCUAGACCAGAAUUUCACUCCGAAAGUUUCCGAUUUUGGUCUAGCCAAGUUAUGCACAAGGGAUCAAAGUGCAAUAUCCAUGACAACCAUCAGGGGAACCAUGGGCUACAUUGCACCCGAAGUGUUCUCUAGGAAUUUCGGUAGCGUGUCCUACAAGUCAGAUGUCUAUAGUUUCGGGACGUUGUUGCUGGAAAUGGUUGAUGGCAGAAAAUACUUUAAGGUCAUGGAGGACUCCACCAGCCAAGUCUACUUCCCGGAAUGGAUUUAUAACCUUUUGGAACAAGGGGACGACCUAAGGAUCCAUAUUGAGGAUGAAGGAGAUGCUAAAAUUGCAAAGAAACUUGCCAUUGUGGGUCUAUGGUGCGUCCAAUGGCACCCAAUAGAUCGUCCUCCAAUGAAAGUUGUAGUUCAAAUGUUAGAAAGAGAAGGCGACAAUCUAACCAUACCAGCCAAUCCUUUCUGCUCUACUUCGAAUUGAAUGAAUACAACUAUACUGUCUGCAAGGCAUCUGGACAUUUGCGUACCUGAAGAGUUCUACCAGUCACCAUGAUUUGAUAUGAGAUCAUGCACUGUAAUAUUAAAUAACAUGUGGUGUUGAAUAUCGUAGUAUAUGCUAAGUGUUUGGGUUUGAAUUUGUCAUGAGUCAAAUUGUAGUAUAUGCUAAGUGUUUGAAUUUGAAUUUCUAAACAAAU
Messenger RNA from Prunus mume (Japanese apricot), 1231 nucleotides. NCBI's taxonomy places the organism in Eukaryota, Viridiplantae, Streptophyta, Magnoliopsida, Rosales, Rosaceae. The record is from RefSeq and is a predicted model, not a curated record.